Staurois parvus is the source of this 649-nucleotide messenger RNA. Lineage: Eukaryota; Metazoa; Chordata; Amphibia; Anura; Ranidae. The record is from the annotation of a GenBank genome assembly.
AUGCCUGCUCUUUUGAAGGAGGCGCCAGAGAUCAGAUUGCUGCCAGUGGCCAAUGAAGAGGCUUUGCAGAAGAUCAAUGCACUGGAAAAUGAGCUGGCUAACUUGAGAGCACAGAUUGCCAAGAUUGUUACUAUCCAAGAGCAGCAAACUGUGACUGCAGGUUCUGUUUCUACACCUGUUUUCACCUUGUGCAGCACCUCCACCCCCGCCUCCACCUCCUCCUCCUCCUCCUCCUCCACCACCUCCUGCUCUUCACAGAAGUAUCUCUGCAAUAGACCUGAUUAAGGAGAGAAAGGGCAAGAAGAACAAUGUAGAAGCAACAGUGCUAGACAGCAUACCAAAGAAGCCAGAAAUGCCAAACAUGUUGGAUGUUCUAAAAGACAUGAAGCAAGUGAAGUUGCGCUCUGUGAAAAGAAUACCUGAAGGCUCAAAACCUAAGCCAUGUGACCCAACUGACCCAGCAGCUCUUAUUGCUGAAGCUCUAAAGAAGAAGUUUGCAUACAGAUAUCGAAGUGAUAGCCAAGGAGAGUCAGACAAACCUGUUCCAAAGAAAGAGCCAAAGAGGGCUGCAGAAACACCAAUGUUUGGACCUCACAUGUUGAAAUCAACAGGAAAAAUGAAGACCCUCAUUGAAUCGAAACAUUCCUGA